AGUUGACUUUGACUGACAAGUAAACGUGAUUGCCUGCAGAUCAACUUCCAAUUGUUGUAGAUUCCCUUGAGGUAGAUGGAGAAGACAUAUGCCAAGAACAGCUCUCGCUCCCUUUGCAUUGUCAUGGCCUGCAAAGCAUCAUGGCGCAGCUUCUACGCUCUGCUUCUGCCGCUACUCUUCCUCCAACUGUCCCAGGCUGCGGUUACAGCUACGGGGCAGCAUCAGCAGCAGCAGCAGCAGCAGCAGCAGCGGAGCCAAGAAACAUGUGCUCCAUUCUCUUGCGGUCUGAUCCUCAAUUUCAGCUACCCAUAUCGUCGAACAACUGAUCCGCCUCAGUGUGGGGAUAGGAGGUUCGAGCUCACCUGCGACGGCAACAAAUCCACCAUGCCCAUUGGCUCCACUCACUACUUGAUCACUCGGGUAUUGUACGAAAACGCCACUGAUAUAUCGUACAAAUUCUUCACUGAGAUAUCGAACGUAUCCCACCGCAUCAGCUUGGUGGAUCCGAAGUUUGCAAAUGGAAGCUGUGGCCUCCCUUCCCAAUCCUUGUCGCCCUCCUAUUUUUCAAGGUCUGGCUAUAGUGGCCCAUAUGAUUUGUGGGCAAGUUUCAUUAAUUGUACGCGAAGAAUCGAGGGCCAGAGUUUGUAUCGGCUUGUUCCUUGCUUGAGCAACAACAACACUUUUUUCGUCUACGUCGUUUUUGCAUCUGACGGAUACAGAUUGUCACACCUCUAUCCAUCAUGUCAAUUUAUGUCGAUGAUUCCAGCGACAAGAUCCACAGCAAGGGAUGCGUUUCACAUUCUAAAAGAGGGAUUUGAUUUAGGUUUGGAAUCAUCGACCUAUAACUAUAUCGGACCCACAUUAUUCAGCCGAUGUCUGAGUGGAUUCAAAAGACAGUUCUUUGAACGAAUAAGAAGCAAACACAUCCUCUUGCGAGUUUUCUCCCUCGUCAGAAGUGAGAUAGACUUUGCAUCUUGCAUAGGAGAGAAAAACGAAAACAUUUUGACUACUCGAUUAACAAUUGCUGUGGUGGUAUUAAUCCAGAUUGUGCAGUCCUUUCUAGUUUUCUUGAUACUGGGCCGAUUAGUCAUAGCGCCUAUGAUAGUUUUGUUCUCGCUUGGUUACAGACUAUGGAACAGGCAAGUCUCAGUUGAUCUUGUAGAAAAGUUUCUUCGACGCCAGCAAACGCUGAUGCCGACAAGAUAUGCCUACUCUGAACUCAUAGCAAUCACAAGGCAUUUUAGAGAUAAGCUCGGCCAAGGAGGCUUUGGUUCAGUCUUCAAAGGGGAACUUAUAGGGGGUCAUUUUGUUGCAGUUAAAAUGUUAGUCAACUCCAAAUGCAAUGGUGAUGACUUCAUCAAUGAAGUUUCUACAAUAGGUAGGAUUCAUCAUGUGAAUGUCGUCCGACUAGUUGGAUAUUGCUCCGACGGAUCCAAGAGAGCUUUGGUUUACGAGUACAUGCCUAAUGGCUCACUUGACAAGUACAUUUUUGCUCCCAAUGGAACCAAUGGUCACUUGUUUGCCUCGGAAAAACUCAUUCAAAUAGCAAUUGGUAUUGCACGGGGCAUCGAUUACUUGCAUCAAGGAUGUGAUAUGCAGAUUCUACACUUUGACAUCAAGCCUCAUAAUAUACUUAUAGAUCAUAAUUUCACUCCAAAAAUCUCUGACUUUGGACUUGCAAAAUUAUACCCAAAGACAAAUGCUCUAGUAUCCAUUAGUGCUACAAGGGGGACAAUCGGCUAUAUUGCUCCAGAGUUAGUAUCUCGAAGCUUUGGAAAAAUCUCAUUCAAAUCAGAUGUUUACAGUUUUGGGAUGCUACUAUUGGAAAUGGCUGGAAGACGAAGAAAUGUGGAUCCUCUUGCAAUGAAUUCAAGCCGAGUUUACUAUCCAUCAUGGAUUUAUGAUAAAUUAACUCAACCGCAAGAGGUUGAAAUUGACAAUGAGUUUGAGAUACAAAACUUAGAGAAGAAACUAGCAAUAGUUGGAUUGUGGUGUAUUCAACUAAGACCAACUGAUAGACCAACCAUGACAAAAGUUAUUGAUAUGUUAGAAGUUGAUGAUGUUGAUAGUCUUCCAAUUCCACCCAGACCCUUCUUUUCAUCAGGGGAUUCAGCUACAAUAACAAAACCUAAUUUAGGUUCAAUUUCCACCGAGUUAUCUAUAGUUUCAGAGUGAAUAACUAUAUUUUGUUUAUGCAUUGCUAUUUCUUAGUAUUGAUGGUAUGCUUGAAGAACUAGAAUAUGGAAAAUAAUUUGGUAUUGAUGGACAUUAUUUAUGGAGAUGUAACUUGG
Messenger RNA from Zingiber officinale, 2291 nucleotides. RefSeq names its product rust resistance kinase Lr10-like. The coding region runs from base 76 to 2175 and encodes 699 amino acids. Gene Ontology annotation, molecular function: ATP binding; protein kinase activity; polysaccharide binding. The record is from RefSeq and is a predicted model, not a curated record. Gene Ontology annotation, biological process: protein phosphorylation. The transcript has 3 exons. NCBI's taxonomy places the organism in Eukaryota, Viridiplantae, Streptophyta, Magnoliopsida, Zingiberales, Zingiberaceae.